Lontra canadensis (Northern American river otter) is the source of this 2310-nucleotide messenger RNA. RefSeq names its product zinc finger protein 689 (gene ZNF689). Gene Ontology annotation, biological process: regulation of DNA-templated transcription. The coding region runs from base 404 to 1906 and encodes 500 amino acids. The record is from RefSeq and is a predicted model, not a curated record. The transcript has 3 exons. Lineage: Eukaryota; Metazoa; Chordata; Mammalia; Carnivora; Mustelidae.
GAUCUUCGGUCGCCGCCCAAUGAGCGCGCGGAAUGGGGGAAAAAAGGGCGUGAAGCCCAAUCGCAGCGCCAUCACACUUGAGGGCAAAGAGGUUAGGAAGCCGGCAUGGCGCUCCGGUCAAUAAAAUCGAUAGCUGGAAGCCGCCUGUGUUCCAGGCUAAGGCGGUGCGGUAGCAGCGCCGCCAUCUUCCCCGAAGGCAUCUUCCGGUGCCUUUUCCCCAAGUUCGGGCAGGAGUUGCCUGAAUAACAGCAAAAGAUUUCCGUUAGCCCAGCAGGGCGGCCGAUUCCGAUUCCCUCAGGGCCUCCCCAGCACGCUCAGCCCCGGUGCGGCGGGGGCUCCCAAAUCCCGGGGUCUGCCAAGGGUCCGGGCCGGGGAAGGCCGUGGCGCCGGCUUCUGGGGUCCAAUGGCGCCACCUUCGUCUCCGCUCUCCGCGCGGGGACCAGGAGAGCCCGUUCCCGGCCGGAGAAGGGGAAGGAGGCCGAGGGCGGUGAAGUUCGCAGACGUGGCCGUGUACUUCUCCCCGGAGGAGUGGGGCUGUCUGCGGCCCGCGCAGAGGGCCCUGUACCGGGACGUGAUGCGGGAGACCUACGGCCACCUGAGCGCGCUCGGGUGCUCAGGUCCCAAACCAGCCCUCAUCUCCUGGUUGGAACGAAAUACUGAUGAUUGGGAACCGGCUGCCUUGGAUCCGCAGGAGUGCCCAAGGGGGUUAACAGUCCAAAGAAAAACCAGAACCAGAAAGAAGAAUGGAGAAAAGGAAGUGUUCCCACCUAAGGAGGCCCCCCGAAAGGGCAAGCGAGGCCGGCGGCCCAGCAAACCCCGACUAAUCCCCAGGCAGACCUCUGGGGGCCCCAUCUGCCCGGACUGUGGUUGCACCUUCCCUGACCGGCCGGCCCUGGAGAGCCACAAGUGUGCCCAGAAUCUGAAAAAGCCUUACCCUUGCCCGGACUGCGGGCGCCGCUUCUCCUACCCCUCCCUGCUAGUCAGUCACCGGCGGGCACACUCUGGUGAGUGUCCCUACGUUUGUGACCAGUGUGGCAAGCGCUUCUCCCAGCGCAAGAACCUCUCGCAGCACCAGGUCAUCCACACGGGCGAGAAGCCCUACCACUGCCCUGACUGCGGCCGCUGCUUCCGGAGGAGCCGGUCCCUAGCCAAUCACCGGACCACGCAUACCGGCGAGAAACCCCACCAGUGCCCCAGCUGUGGCCGGCGCUUUGCCUACCCCUCCCUGCUGGCCAUCCACCAGCGCACGCACACGGGCGAGAAGCCCUACACCUGCCUGGAAUGCAGCCGCCGCUUCCGACAGCGCACCGCGCUGGUCAUCCACCAGCGCAUCCACACGGGCGAGAAGCCCUACCCGUGCCCGGACUGCGAGCGGCGCUUCUCCUCGUCCUCCCGCCUGGUCAGCCACCGGCGGGUGCACUCCGGCGAGCGCCCCUACGCCUGCGAGCACUGCGAGGCCCGCUUCUCCCAGCGCAGCACGCUGCUCCAGCACCAGCUCUUGCACACGGGGGAGAAGCCCUACCCCUGCCCGGACUGCGGCCGCGCCUUCCGGCGGAGCGGCUCCCUGGCCAUCCACCGCAGCACGCACACCGAGGAGAAGCUGCAUGCCUGCGAGGACUGUGGCCGUCGCUUUGCCUACCCCUCACUCCUGGCCAGCCACCGGCGCGUGCACUCCGGCGAGCGGCCGUACGCGUGCGACCUGUGCUCCAAGCGCUUCGCCCAGUGGAGCCACCUGGCACAGCACCAGCUCCUGCACACGGGGGAGAAGCCCUUCCCCUGCCUCGAGUGCGGCCGUUGCUUCCGCCAGCGGUGGUCUCUGGCCGUCCACAAGUGUAGCCCCAGAGCCCCGAACUGCGGCCCCAGAGCUGCUGCAGGGGGGGCCGCCCAGAAGGGCAGUGCCCUUUAGUACAGGAAGGACAGUAGAUUUUCAUUUCAUUUCAUGGAGGGGCUCAGGGAAGGGAAGGUGAAGCCCCGGGUCAUACAAGGCAGAGGCAGAAGGAACACCCAGGUCUGCUAUGGCGACCUGAACUUGAGUCUGUCUCACCACACUGGCUGCCUUACCGGAUGUGUCUAGAACAGUCCUGUUAGGAGAGCUUACAUCACAUGGUUGUUUUCCAGGCUACCCUAUCCCAAAAGAAUUUCUGUGUGUGGAUGUCAGGGCUAAAAGUUCUCCCAUCCAUUUUAGGGGCUGUUUGCUUUUCUAGUUCGUGCAUACAUUUGGUGGGGGGCAGUAUCUUGCCCUCCUUUGCCCCUUCCUCCAUACCAGGUUUAAACAAACCUGGUUUAGCCCCCUUCAACACUCCUGCCAAG